Messenger RNA from Oncorhynchus tshawytscha (Chinook salmon), 2624 nucleotides. It is a transcript of the gene slc6a1b, whose product is annotated as solute carrier family 6 member 1b. Gene Ontology annotation, molecular function: gamma-aminobutyric acid:sodium:chloride symporter activity. The transcript has 15 exons. Gene Ontology annotation, biological process: sodium ion transmembrane transport; neurotransmitter transport. Gene Ontology annotation, cellular component: cell surface; axon; plasma membrane. Bases 582 to 2381 code for a protein of 599 amino acids. NCBI's taxonomy places the organism in Eukaryota, Metazoa, Chordata, Actinopteri, Salmoniformes, Salmonidae. The record is from RefSeq and is a predicted model, not a curated record.
UGCUCCUGCCUCAAACCCGCAUCUCAGUGGUGGAAAUGUUGGACACGGGGAGGGUCGACUUUCAGAUGACAUUGACGCUAUGUAGAUGAGAGCGGGGAUUUGUGCUCGGUGGAACAUCCCUGGCCGAAGUUAGACGGUGCUUCGAGGUGAAGCUGCUCCCGUUUCUCUGCGUUGUUUCCCCGCUCUGCUCUGCUUGGCUCUCUCCUUCAGCACCACCGAGCUAACGGACAGCACCACUCACCUUUCCCCCGGCCGGAUCCUAGUUUCGUUCUGCUUCUCUUUAUCUUCAAAUGGAAAAUCUUUUCUUCGGUCUGCUCCGAGAGAAUCUGUAAGGACACAACUUUUAGAUGAACGUACGGAUACUAUACCAUCGCCCAAAAUUCUGUCUGGUAUAGAAGUUUGAUUGUUUCCCAACUGGCUCGGUGUUCCCGCUUCUUCUCCUGAUUUCCUGCCCAUCUAACCGUCCCUUGGCUGGGUAACGAACCGCGAAGCUGCUGUCUACGUGGAUCGGUGGGGUUAAAAUCUUCCGUCCGCCUUCCAGUCUUGUCAGGAAAUCAAAAUCUAAACAGAGAGACAGAGACAUGGCGACGAAUGGCACUAAAGGCUCUGAUGGACACGUUCUAACGGAGGUGAAUGCCGAGCCUAACGACAAACCCAAAACUUUGGUCGUCAAAGUCCAGAAAAAGGAACUUCCCGAAAGAGAGAACUGGACUGGAAAAUUUGACUUUCUCCUGUCUUGCGUCGGGUACGCAAUUGGACUGGGAAAUGUCUGGAGAUUCCCUUAUCUAUGUGGGAAGAAUGGAGGAGGGGCCUUCUUGAUUCCCUACUUUUUGACGCUCAUAUUUGCUGGUAUGCCCCUGUUUCUGCUUGAAACGUCCCUCGGUCAGUACACAUCGAUUGGAGGGCUUGGGGUGUGGAAACUGGCUCCCAUGUUUAAAGGUGUUGGUCUGGCCGCUGCAGUGCUGUCUUUCUGGCUAAAUAUUUAUUACAUCGUCAUCAUUGCCUGGGCCAUAUACUAUUUGUGGUCCUCCUUUACUACCGAGUUGCCAUGGCAAUCAUGUGGAAAUUCUUGGAACACAGAGCGAUGUUACACCAACUACAGCAUCCUGAACGCUGCCAACCUCACCAGUGCUGUUCAGGAAUUCUGGGAGCGUAACAUGCAUCAGUUAACAGACGGUCUGGAGAAGCCUGGGGAGAUCAGAGCGCCUCUAGCCAUCACGCUGGCCAUCGCCUGGGUCCUAGUCUAUUUCUGUAUCUGGAAAGGUGUCGCCUGGACUGGGAAGGUGGUGUACUUCUCAGCGACGUACCCCUACUUUAUGCUCUUCAUCCUCUUCUGCCGCGGCAUCACUCUGCCCGGAGCCAUCGAUGGAAUCCUCUUCUAUAUCACGCCCAACUUUGAGAAGCUCAAGGAAUCAGAGGUGUGGUUGGAUGCUGCCACUCAGAUCUUCUUCUCCUAUGGGCUGGGGCUGGGAUCACUGAUUGCUCUGGGAAGCUACAACCCAUUCAAUAAUAAUGUUUACAGAGAUUCUGUCAUUGUGUGCUGUAUCAACUCGUUCACCAGCAUGUUCGCUGGCUUAGUCAUCUUCUCCAUUGUGGGCUUCAUGGCCAACGUGACUAAGAGGCCUAUAAUAGAAGUAGCAGCCUCAGGUCCUGGCUUGGCGUUCUUGGCCUACCCUGAGGCAGUAACCCAGCUGCCUAUCUCUCCUCUCUGGGCGAUCCUCUUCUUCUCCAUGUUGCUGAUGCUUGGAAUCGACAGUCAGUUCUGUACGGUGGAGGGCUUCAUUACUGCGUUGGUGGAUGAGUUCCCUAGGGCUCUGAGAGGAAGAAGAGAACUCUUCAUCGCUGCCGUCUGCCUGGUCUCUUAUAUCAUCGGCCUGUCCAACAUCACACAGGGUGGGCUGUAUGUGUUCAAGCUGUUUGACUACUACUCAGCCAGCGGAAUGUGCCUGCUCUUCCUGGUCUUCUUCGAGUGCGUCUCCAUAUCCUGGUUCUACGGUGCCGAUAAGUUCCUUGCCAACAUUGAGGAGAUGAUUGGCCACAAGCCCUGCCUGUGGUGGAAGCUCUGUUGGGUCGUGUUCACUCCUCUUAUUGUGGCUGGAGUGUUCCUGUUCAGUGCUGUCCAGAUGGUUCCUCUCACCAUGAACAACUACGUGUUCCCGGCCUGGGGACAGGGAGUAGGUUGGUGCAUGGCGUUGUCCUCCAUGCUCCUGAUACCUGGAUACAUGAUCUAUAUGUUCCUCAACCUCAAGGGGGAUUACAAAGAGCGUCUGCGGAUAAUGAUCCAGCCCCCGAUGAUGGUGAAAGGAGAACGCCAGGAGAAUGGCCCUGAGCAGACUGCAGCAGAAGCAGAGAACCUGGCCACUGAAGAGGCUUACAUCUAGACCUUGUUACAUCCUAAACCCUCGAGGCAAACUCUCUGCAGAAAACAACGUAAUCAAGGUGAAACGCAACCAAGGGAUUCGUCUCAAAUGGCACACAAUUACCUAUGUAGUUACACUGCUUUUGACCAGGGCCAAUAUAGAUAGUGUUUCAUAUAGGUACUAGUCCUUCUGGGCCCUGGUCAAAUAGAACCCUAUUCCCUCUGGGCCCUGGUCAAAUGGUACCCUAUUCCCCAUGGGCCCUGG